AGCCCGGACAACCACCGGACUCCUUCUUCCCUCUCUAUCUAUCUCUCUUCUCUCUUCUCUCUUCUCUUCUCUCUCUUCACUUUCUUUCUUCUUUCUCUUCCUUCUCUUCCUUCUCUUCUCUUUUCCCUUCUUUCUCUUCUCUCUUCACCCAUCUAUCUCCCUAUCUAUCUCCCUAUCUAUCUCCCUAUCUAUCUCCCUCCCCUGUCCUGAUCCGUCCAGUCGGUCUUUCCCGUCUGGAAAACUAUGAUCAGUACACUUCUCUUCCUCCUUGAUCGUUCCUGUCCCUAAUCCGAUUCCCACCCCCUGAUCCUCUCUUCCCUUGGAUCUCUCUCCUCCCCUCCCUCGGAUCUUCCCUCCCCCUCCCUCUCUCCUAUCCAUAUCCUUUCCCGCCGUCUUCCUCCGGCUGGUCACGCGACACCUGGCCCCCCCGUCCCGUCCCUCUCCACGGAGGAAGGCCGUUUCGGCGACUGCUCGACUCAUCAUGUUUUCCGUUUCCGCCCCCACCAUCUCCGUGGGUUCCAAUAUCUUCUACUCCUUCGCCCUCGUCGUCAUCUCCGUCUUGGUCAUCCUGCUCCUGCGCCGCUUUUUGACCCUCCGGAACACCCCCGCCUAUCUCUCCGUGUCCGUCUUUCUCUCCCUGGCCCUACCCGCCGGCGUCGUCCUCCUCGUCCCCAUUGACCUCGCCUCGAGUUCCCGCGACGAUGGAGAUGGGCCACGGGCCAUCUGGCUGCCGGAGCGCCUCAUCCUGGUCUCCUGGCGCAUCGCCUACUGGUUGAUCUUUGUCCUCACCUGGGUUAUCCUUCCUUUGCUCGGGGAAUACAUCGAUUCCGGCUAUCGCGAUCCCAAAGGUCGCAUGCAGUAUUCCAUCCGUUCCAACGCCCAAUACCAACUCCUCGUCCUCAUCUGUUCCGUCGUCGGCCUCAUCUACAUCUCCGUCCAGGAGGGGUUCAACUUCACCGCCAUCAAGGGCGUCGUCAUGGCCCUGUCCUACGUCUGGGGUCUCGUCAUGGCCAUCUACCUCAUGGGCCACGGCCUCGUCUCCAUCCCCCGCGCCCUGUUCCGCAACGCCAGCGUCAGCGGCCGCCUGCGCCGCAUCCAGGUCUACGCCCCCAAACUGCAUGACAACCUGAUGGAUGCCGUCACGGACCUCGAGGGCCUCGAGGCCCAGGUCGGCCAGCUGCAGCGUCGCAAGACCGGCACCGCCCGCGACUUCCAGGACUGGAUCGAGGAGCUGGCCGAGACCUCCAACAUCCCCGAGGAGUCCGCCCUGCUCGGCCCCGCGGCCUCCCACACCACGGCCACCGUGCCGUCCGUCAUCACCGAACGCUACCUGGCCGACCUGACCCGGCGCAUCCAGCGCAAGCGCCACCUCAAGGCCCGCUUCGUCGACGAGUGGGAUCGGCUGGUCCUGACCGCCGCCGACAUGCAGGCCAUCAUCAACGCCGCCGCCACCCAGCGCCUCGACUUCCCCCAGUCGCAGCGCCGCUCCUUCUUCCCGGGGGUCCGCGCCCUGACCCCGUACCUGCGCUACCAGCUGUACGCCCGCGUCAUCCCGAGCAUCCGGCGGCUCCUGGGCGCCCUCUGCGCCGCCGCCUCCGUCUCCGUCGUCUGGUCCGAGGUGUUCAAGUCCUUCGCCCCGCGCCUGUCGGUGGUGACGCUGUCGGUCAUCUCCUACCACAAGGACCCCAAGCCCGUGGGCUUCUGGCGGCAGCUGACCGCGACCGGCUGGCUGCUCUACAUGUGCUGGGCCGCCCUGGCGGGCGUCAACGACGCCAAGGUGUGGGGGAACCGCGCCCUGGUGCGGCGGAACACCUACGGCGAGAGCGCCUGCUGGUACGCCGGCCUGGUGGCGCGGCUGGCCGUCCCGAUCGCCUACAAUUUCCUGACCUUCCUGCCGGUCGCCUUCCGCGAGAACACCACCUUCUACGACUUCCUCGGCAAGUCGAUCGACCUGACGCCGCUGGGCAAGGGCUUCGAUUGGUUCUUCCCGGUCUUUAUCCUGCUGCCCAUCGCCGCCACCAUGUUCAACCUGUACGGGCGCAUCAAGAAGAUCUGCGGCUUCGGCGUUCUGGAACCGGAGGAGGAGGACGACCUGGAGACCAACCCCAGCGGCUACGGGCUGGGCGGCUGGCGCGAGGGCCGCGAGCUGAUCGAGCGCGAGCUGAACGGGCUGGGAUCGCUGUCCCUGACGUCGCGCGCGGGGCGGUCCCCCCGCGUGUCGAGUCCCGUCAGCGGGAGCCCCCGGGGGUUCUCCUCGUCCCGGACGUCGGGCAGUGACGCCGUGCGCCCGUCGCGGUCCCCGCGCGGGGCGGUGCCCGCCGCCGCCGCCGAACCGGAGGAGGAGACGUUCCUCCAGUCGUUUGCGCACCGGGUGCGCAACACGUUCGAGACGGCCAACCCGCCGCAGUGGCUGGGGGGCGGGUUCCAGCUUCCCCGGUGGAUGGGGAAUGAGGGACGACCGACGGGGGUGCGACUGUAGGGGAUUCCCUGUAUUAUAUGAGUUAUAUUCACGUACAUAUUAUCAAUCAAUUGUUAUCUUAGUUUUGCCUGUCUGACUGUUCUGUCUAUUCGUCUGUCUAUUCGUCUGUCUAUUCGUCUGUCUAUUUGUCUUGUAUAUACACUGUCUAUUUGUCGGUCUAUUUGUCUGUCUAGAUGUCUGCCUGAGUAUAUUGCCUGCCUACAUUUCAGCCUCCUAUAUUUCAG
Aspergillus campestris IBT 28561 is the source of this 2703-nucleotide messenger RNA. Its product is annotated as LMBR1 domain-containing protein. Gene Ontology annotation, cellular component: membrane. Bases 482 to 2479 code for a protein of 665 amino acids. The record is from RefSeq and is a predicted model, not a curated record. The transcript has 2 exons. Lineage: Eukaryota; Fungi; Ascomycota; Eurotiomycetes; Eurotiales; Aspergillaceae.